This is a messenger RNA of Bolinopsis microptera, 1050 nucleotides long. RefSeq names its product NADPH azoreductase-like. Gene Ontology annotation, molecular function: oxidoreductase activity; FMN binding. The record is from RefSeq and is a predicted model, not a curated record. Gene Ontology annotation, cellular component: cytosol. The transcript has 5 exons. Bases 124 to 609 code for a protein of 161 amino acids. NCBI's taxonomy places the organism in Eukaryota, Metazoa, Ctenophora, Tentaculata, Lobata, Bolinopsidae.
AGAUUUAUAGUGUUCUUGUCUUCUACUAGAAUUGGUCCCAGCUUCACUGGUAAUGGAUCUUGGGGUGACAGAGUUGGAGCAGUGAUAAAGUCACGUGUGGAGAGUGCAGGUCACGAGGUGUCAAUGUGGGAUCCUAAAGUUCUCAACUUCCCUUUAUUACAACAACCUAUUCAGAUGAUAAAAGACAAGAGUACUGUACCACAAUGGAUGAUGGACCGGAAAAAGGAAAUUGAGCAAGCUGAUGGUUUCAUAGCAUGUUCAGCAGAAUACAACUGUGCUAUACCGCCUGCUUUGGCCAACAUGCUCGAUCACUUUCCACCUGCUUCGUUCAAACACAGACCUAUCGGGUUAGUCACGUACAGUAUGGGCUCUGGAGGUGGACUAAGAGUACAAACACCUUUAAAAGCCAUGGUCACGGACAUUGGUAUGUUUACUGUUCCGGCCUCCGUCAAAGUAGACUUUGUUAACAAGAAGUUUGAUGAGAACGGGUCCUGUAUCGACAAGAAUAUGGUUGACUACAUAGACCGGAUGGUUGCUGAAACUACUUGGUACGCUCAAGCUAUCAAGAAUCACAAGCAAACGCACGGCCUCCCAAGCAUCAGCUCUUAAAAACUCCUAAGAGACUAUAUCAAACAUUGAUACCAUACCUGUUGUAUUUGAAGCAGAGAUAAUAUUUUAGAUUAAAUGCAUUUUAUAAAAUUCGAUAGUUUAUGAUUCAAAAUUUAUAGUUUUAUUUGAGAUUAUACAUUAUAUGAUUGAUUGAUCCGCUGAAAUUUUCUUGUAUUUUUAUGAUGUCGCACUUUUGACCCAUAAGUUAUUUAAACCUUCAUGAUAUUGUCCAUUAUGUUGAAUUGUUUGACUUCUGUUUUAAGAAUGUAUCCUUUACAUGACUGAACAUCGAACGACUCUACUUGACUCUGAAAGAUUUUAUAAUGUUGUCAUGUUUUUGUUAUAUUGAUUAUUGAAGUUUAUAUCAUAUUCUAUUCAUGAGAUAUAUUGCAUUUCUUCUGUCCAACAGAUCUAACUUUUACUAUGACAGAAACACAACAG